UAUGACUUUCCCUAAUUGUGGACGUCUCACUGACACCUGGAAGUUAAAUGUUUCGUUCCCUUCUUCCUAUUGUGCUUUUUUUAGCAUUACGUUUAAACAGAGGAGUCAAAGUGUUCGAUAGAUAGCUGGGGAAGACGUAUGAUCGCUAUGUAAGGCUCAAAAACGCCUUUGCCUAAGGUUGCUUUUUUUCUCUUUUUUUUUUUUUUUGGUAAAAUUUAAUUUGCCUGGUUUUAAACAAAGUAUAACUUCGGUCGCGGUUUGAAGUCAUGAAGUUACUUUCUAAAGUAACAUCGGAAGGAUAUUAUAAUCUUUAGCAUUGCGUCGAAGACUUUCAAGAAGUUUAGUGACAUUUUUUUUGUGUGUUUGAACAGUUUUAGAGUGGACAAAUUUUCUUGUAACAAAACUGAGUAAAAUAACUUUAAUUCGAUUAAAAGAAGUAGAAAAAAUUAAUUCCUAAGAAAUGCAGAUGUUGCUGUCGUUAGCUGGCAAUAGAUUAAAUGGUUACAAAAUGUGGUGUUAAGCAAAGAAACUCACUCCACCAGUUCAGAUAUCAUGCUCUUAGUGGUCGUUGUAAGAUGCUUGAAUCAGCUGGGAGAAUAAUAUGGAGAAAACUCCGUAUCAACUUUAGGUUUAUCCGUUAAAGAACAAAUCGUGGUAUACUGAUCUUUUAUUAAAAAACAGUCGCCAUCGGACACUUUAUCACUUGGAGUCUUCUCUAAGAAUUACCAUGGAGGAGAGGAAACUUUGUAAUUUCAUUUCAUUUGAACAGUUUUAAUGCCGUGAAUAUGAAAGCGAUCUUCGCAGUAAUGAACACCACUUGAGGAGUAGUGAAAAUAGGGCCUAAAAAAAAUUCAGGCCUGUACGGGAUUUCAACCCAUGACCUCUGCAAUACCGGUGCUGUGCAGUUUUAAUGCAAUUAAACGUUAGGUUGUGGUGGUAGAGCGACGCAGCUGACGCCGGUUGAGUCAUAUAAAUAUUUGUCACGUAGAUUGAAGGUUUUUCAGAUUAUGUAUUAUGCACAGUCAAUGUUUAUUGAUUUGAUUACAUGAUUUGGUUUCCCUUUUUUUUUAAUGAUUGAAUAUAUGAAAACACUAGAAAUACUACAUGUUGUCGUAACCUAGUAAAAUAGAAGUUAAAAAGAACCCUAAUCCUAACCUGUUUGACAAUUUAACAGCCAGGUAGCUUGGAGUUAAUGCAAUCGAUGAAUAAAAUUUAUAAUUCAUCUUUUGGAAGGCUUGUAAAACUGAUUUUAUGUAACAACGUAAUCAGCUUGAAGAGGAAGGCAGAUGUAAUUAAAUAAAGCAAAGUACAGUGUGCUACAUUUGUACCUUAAGAUAACCAAACGGUUACUAUGGUGCUGCUUCAACUAAAUUUUUGGCGUAAGCUCCAGCCGGUACACUCUUGCUCAAAAGAAUUUCCCAUAUGCUCUUUAAAAACCUUUCUCCACUUUGGAGUAGAAACGAGUUAACUGUUGAAUUUAGCGCGCUCGCGCGGGGACGUCAGGCGCUGUCAGUGUGCCUAUUAAGUGACUGUUACGUAAUUGAAACAAGUGGAUUUACGAGUUCAACUUUGUGAGGUAAGCUAGAAGACUCUUGGUGAAUUUUAACUUGUUUAAGAAGAAAAAAAGGGGCUUACUCAAUAGACCUUCUAAAAUUUGACAGGAAAGAUAGAUUCUGAUAUGGAAAUGGAAUGGUCCUGAAAAUGCAGACCUUCUGGAAAGAGAAUUUUUCGUAGUAUAAGCGCACAUGGCUAAGGGUAAAAGUAAGGUUGACUCGUGCGACUUUGCUCAUCAAAAUAUCUUCCUUGGCUUGCAUAGAUGUCCUUUUCGUUCCCCUCAGGCCAAGCAGUAGAAGCGUGGAGGCAUAAGGGAGAAGAAGGAGCUAAAGAGAGAAGAGCGCUAGUGGUGCAAAGACAAUUUCUUUGCUCCCUUUCGCCCUAUAUUUUCACGGAACCUACUUCUGAGCCCGCACUUCACUUGGCUACGGGGAAACGCAAAAAGACUUCUACCCAGUUUUUUGUCGCCAUGGUUUGGAUCGAGCGUAUGGAACAGGUGUUUCCAAGCUUAAGGCUGAAGAGUAAUGUUCGACAAACGAUUCAAUACGCAUCCAGUCUGAAAGCAGACUGUCAAGCAAUGCCUGUGAUCAGGCAAGCUCAACAUUUUCUUGAGAACCAUCCUUUUAUGUGCCUAUUUUUGGUCAUCUUGGUCGUUCUUGGUUUUUUGCCUUUUCUGGUUUUCUUAGCCUUUGUAUUAGGCUCGUUUCUUUCCAUAUCGUUCUGCGCACUUCUAGUUUUCGGGGGAACCGUCACUGUAGCGUCAUUCUCCUUACUCGUCAUUCUAUCCCCUGUGAUGUUGAGUGGAGGCGUGUUGGCAGUCUUCUUAUACCUCACAUUUUGCUUUGUUACGAGGGUGCAGAAAAUCAUCGAACGAACCGCCAGGAAUUGCACACUUUUCAAUAAGUCUCGACGAUCAAGUAAUCGACGCAUGCGUCAAGAAACCGCCCAAUUCCGUGUAUUCUAAGAGGAAGCAGCGAUAUUCCUGGUUUCAAAGGAACUGAACGAGGCUCUUUUUUUUCUUUGUUGUUAGGCCUUUAAUUUGAACACAAGGGGUCAAGAAGCUGUCCUGUUUGUUUGGCAUCAGUUACUAGCUUUAGGAAGUUUACUUUUGUAAAUAGAUUUGUUUCAUAUUAUUUGUAGACACUCCCUAACCCUUUGAGACCAAUCGAUAAUUCCCCUCCUCUCUCUCUCUCUCGAGGUUACCAGGGUAUCCACUUUUACUGCCAGUGAAAGGCAAUGAAAGGCCCGACUCCCGAGGAAAAUAUAACAAAGUCAGUUCCUCUUUUCAUUUUUUUCUCCUUAAAUUUUUUAAAUUAUACAAUGAAUUAAAAUAA
This is a messenger RNA of Pocillopora damicornis (cauliflower coral), 2888 nucleotides long. RefSeq lists its product as uncharacterized. NCBI's taxonomy places the organism in Eukaryota, Metazoa, Cnidaria, Anthozoa, Scleractinia, Pocilloporidae. The record is from RefSeq and is a predicted model, not a curated record.